Fraxinus pennsylvanica is the source of this 1413-nucleotide messenger RNA. The record is from the annotation of a GenBank genome assembly. NCBI's taxonomy places the organism in Eukaryota, Viridiplantae, Streptophyta, Magnoliopsida, Lamiales, Oleaceae.
AUGGACACAGACCCUAAUUCUUCUACCAGAGGAGUCGAACUCACGGGUACCCCUGAUCAAAUAGCUAAGGCUGAGCAGUUGAUUAAAGAUGUUCUUGCUGAGGCUGAAGCAGGUGGUUCUGGCACAGUUACUCGGCGGUUUACUGGACAGCCACCUGGAGCAGAACAGUUUGUAAUGAAAGUUCCUAACAACAAGGUGGGGCUUGUUAUUGGUAAAGGAGGUGAAACCAUUAAAAAUAUGCAAGCAAGUUCAGGAGCACGUAUCCAGGUGAUACCUUUACAUUUGCCACCGGGGGAUAUGUCCUUGGAGAGGACCGUGCAAAUUGAUGGAAGCAGCGAACAGAUAGAGGUUGCGAAACAGUUGGUCAAUGAAGUCAUCAGUGAGAAUCGCCUUAGAAAUCCAGCAAUGACCAGUGGUUAUGCUCAGCAAGGUUAUCAAAAUCGACCUCCUACAAGUUGGGCACAGCCUGGUGCACAAAUGCAGCAGCAACCCGGUUUCGGCUAUGUUCAACCCGGUGCAUACCCAGGUCCAUCACAACCCCAAUAUAACUCGAAUCAACCACAUUAUCCCGGUUAUCCUCCUCAACCCACCUCAGGUGGAUAUGCUACUGGCUGGGACCAAACAACAACUCCACCAAAUCAGCAAGCUGCUCAGGCUGGCUAUGAUUACUAUAGUCAGCAGCCACCUGCUUACAGUCAAGGACAAAGCUACUCCCAAGAUAGCUAUGGUGGAUAUAAUUCUACGGCACCUCAAGCUAGCUAUGGUCAGCCCCAGCCAAAUCCCGUUCCAGGCUAUGAUCAGCAGCAACAAGUUUACAAUUCUACCUAUGGUAAUGUCUCAAACCAGACAUCCGAUGGCCAGACCUCUGCAUAUGGAACCACGGGCGAUGCCAUUGAAGCACCUACAUCUGGCCAGUCUGGUUAUGGGGCCACCCCGACUUCACAGAGUGCUUAUGGAACCCAACCCCCAGCAGGUUAUGGCCCUGGUUAUGGACCACCUCAAGGUCAAAAACUUCCUAGUCAGCCAGCUUAUGGGCAGCCACAGCAGUCACCAAGUGCCCAAGGAGGGUAUUCUCAGCCUCAGGUGCAGCCUGGUUAUGCUCAGUCUCAGCCUCCACCUACUCAGCCAGGUUAUCCCCAAUCAGAUUCCAGUAUCCAGCGACCUUCAUCGGGUUAUCCAACAUCUCAGCCUGGGUACGGUCCCCCACCUUAUGGAGCACCUCCCACUCAACCUGGGUAUGUUCAACAGCAGCCAGCACUUCAUAACACAGCUUAUGGUGGUGGUUAUUCCCAACCUCCAGUUUAUUCUGCUGAUGGUUCUGCAGCUGGUGGUGCACGUGGAACUUAUGAUGCAGCUCCCACCUCUCAAACUGUCCAGCCUAGUGGAUCUGCUAAAGCCUCACCACCCAGUUGA